GGCGAGUAGUUAACCCAAUGAAUUAUUUAAAUACAAUUUAAAUAUUUAGUGACAUCUUUUUUAGUAUAAGUAAUUGUUUUAUUUGGAAUAUGUGAUCACGACUGAUAGCCUCAUUAAGUGACCAUCACUACAACCUCCAAAAAACACAAUAACCUUUAAGUGUAUGAAAAAUUGAGAUGGACACCAUGACCACUACACCCACUAAAAUUUUCACCAAUAGUGGCACCACCGCUACCACCAGCACCACAACGGGCUCGAUGCUGGCCUGGCAGGCGUGCUACGUGGUAUCCAUGUUUUUUGGCACAUUCCUAUCGUACCUAGUACCAAUUGUGCUCAUACAGCGACAACAGCGCCGACAACAACAAAUGGCCUUGGCACUGGGCACCAGUGACCCGGCCGCGCCCGGGCCCACCCCUACCUAUAACUAUAACGACACUAAUCGGCGCACACAACGCAUACUGAGCGCCUGUAACUGUCUGAGUGCCGGCAUAUUUAUGGGCAUUUGUUUCCUCAAUCUUAUACCGUAUGUCGACGACGAGUUCCGCGACUUGUUUGCCGACUGGCGGGUGACCGUCACGUUUCCAAUAGGCAUGUUUACGGUCAUUCUGGGCCUGUUCCUGGUGCUCGUGUUGGAGACACUAGUGAUGGCCUGUAGGGGCGGCGGCGGCGGUGAUAACCCGGUGCUACUACUGGACGAUGAGGAAGAUAUAAGUAACGACUACCAGAUCGACGAACAAACACAGGAGCUCUUAGGGCCGCACAAUAGCCGUAAGGGCUCAACGCAUGGCGAGUACCCGGAGAUUGUGCUGACGGCCAAUAGUAAACAUCAUAACCAUCGCAAUAACCACAACAACACACAUCAUAAUCAUAACCACAACUACGAUGACCACGCGCAUAGUCACCACCACCAUGGUCACUCGCACGACUAUAGUCACGUGCAGGGCGCCGGUAGCGUAUCGUUUUUCAUACUGAUGUUUGCCACGAGUGUGCACUCCGUGUUUGAGGGCCUGGCGCUGGGACUGCAGAGGGACCCGACAAAAGCCCUGCACCUAUUCAUCGGUAUAAUACUACACGAGUGUUUGGUGGCGCUGGCGUUGGGCCUCAACGCGGCCCGACUCGAUCCCGGACUCAAAACUAAUCUACGCUUUUCGGCCGUAUUCUCGUUGACAAUACCCGUCGGGAUUGUGGCGGGCGUAGCGCUGGGCGUCACCCCAGGCCUAUUUGGCCGCUCUAUAUCGGCCCUAUUCCAGGGCCUGGCGGCGGGCACUUUCAUUCACGUCACUUUCCAUGAGUUAAUACCCGCCGAGUUUAUGGGCAGUCAUGGCGAGGGCGGGGCCGGGAAUAUGUACAGUACGUUCAACGCUCGUUAUAGUGAACACAUGUGCGGUUAA
Molecule: messenger RNA, 1391 nt
Organism: Medioppia subpectinata
Lineage: Eukaryota; Metazoa; Arthropoda; Arachnida; Sarcoptiformes; Oppiidae
Source: the annotation of a GenBank genome assembly